GAGACUCUGAGGACUCUCCCAGCCACCGGCUAACAGAACGAUCACACACCCAGGCCUCCUGUGAGGGUUCAGAGCCACAUGCAGGCACCGGCCCAUGAAAACCAGGAUGUGCCCACAUAGCAAAGCCCUGCACGCUGUUUUCAAUAGAACUGGAUUAACUGGAAAGUAUGCACACGCAUUGAAAGGUCAGAAUAUGUUGAUGGAUAUCUCAUAACAUAACUUAAGCCACUUGGAUGCAGGCUAAAUGCUUCCUAUCAAAAGUGUAAGUUCUUAAGUAUGUUGUGAGUAUGUUUGACCUACUUUCCUCUCCAGGCUGGUUGCUGUGCGAUCUAAACCACAGGGUGAGAUUGGGUGAAUUUCCCUCUUUUACGCUGCUGAACUCUAUAUAUUUAAUGGAAUAAGGACCUGAGAUGAUCCCUCUCAUCUCUGCAGGCCCCGCUGCCCCUCCUUAAAGACACACAUACCCCUUGGUGGUGUGCGCAGGCGCACCAUGGCCCAGACCCUCCAGAUGGCGAUCCCAAACUUUGGCAACAAUGUUUUAGAGUGUCUGAAUGAGCAGCGGCUGCAGGGCCUCUACUGUGACGUGUCCGUGGUGGUCAAGGGCCACGCCUUCAAGGCUCAUCGGUCAGUCCUGGCUGCCAGCAGUUCUUAUUUCCGGGACCUUUUCAGCAGCAGCAGCAAUGGUGGAGGUGGCAGCAGCAAUGAGACCAGCCCCGCUGUGGUGGAGCUCCCGCCGGCCGUGCAGCCCCAGAGCUUCCAGCAGAUUUUGUCUUUCUGCUACACAGGCCGUCUCAGCAUGACUGUGGGGGACCAGUUUCUCCUCAUGUAUACAGCCGGCUUCCUGCAGAUCCAACAGAUCAUGGAAAAGGGCACUGAAUUCUUUCUCAAGGUCUCCUCCCCCAGCUGUGACUCCCAGGGCCUUCAUGCAGAGGAGGCCCCACCCUCUGAGCCCCAGAGUCCUGUAACACAGACCAGUAACAGCACCGGGCGGCCGGCCUCCUGCCUGACGCCGCUCCCUCUGGUAUCACGAGUGAAGACAGAGCAACCGGCUAGCCAGCCGGAAGCAGCCACACCCUAUUCGGUGGUCUGCACCCCUGUAGCCAAGCGGUUGUGGGAGGGUGGCAGCAGCCGGGAUGGAGGUGGGGUAGGCUCAGGAGGAGGGGGUGGGGCCAGGAAGGCAGCCCGUUAUUCCCAGGAGGCGUUGCGGGGCAGUGCCAUCCAAAGCCCCGCAGCCCUCGGACUCGCCAUGGGAAUGGGAGCCACCGCAACCAGUCUGGCAGGCAUGGUGACCAGUGGCGGGCUUAGCGGCUGUACCAGCACCAACGGGAGCUCUGCAGCAGGUCUCGGCAUGUCAGAGGGCGCCAGCCCCGGCACCCUGAGUACCUACACCAGUGACUCACCCAUCAGCUACCAUGAUGAUGAAGAGGAGGAGGAGGGGACAGAUGAAUGUGCUGAAGAGCAGUACAGGCAAAUCUGCAACAUGUAUACCAUGUACAGCAUGCUCAACAUGGGAGCUGCAGCAGCUGGCGAGCGUGUUGAGGCUCUACCAGACCACACAGAGACACGGGGUCGGAUGCGAGGCAGAGAUCUUACUUGUCUCCCUGCAGAACUCAUCGCUCAGAUAGGCAACCGCUGCCAUCCCAAACUGUACGAGGAAGGAGACCCCGCUGAGAAGCUAGAGUUAGUCUCAGGUACUUCUGUGUAUAUAUCGCGAGCCCAGCUAAUGAACUGUCAUGUGAGUGCUGGGACCAGACACAAAGUGCUGCUGAGGAGGCUGCUGGCCGCCUUCUUUGACAGGAAUACUCUGGCCAAUAGCUGUGGAACAGGCAUCCGCUCAUCCACCAAUGACCCGAGCCGCAAGCCCCUGGACAACAGAGUGCUGCACGCUGUCAAAUUUUAUUGCCAGAACUUUGCCACCAGCUUCAAAGAGAGCGAGAUGAACGCCAUUGCAGCCGACAUGUGCACCAACGCCCGGCGUGUGGUCCGCAAGAGCUGGAUCCCCAAGCUCAAGCUGCUGAUGGCCGAGAGCGACGCCUACUCCGCUUUCCUCCCCGACCAUGUCAAGACGGAGGACGACACCCUGGGAGUGGAUCAAGCAUUUGACCCCUCCUCCCUGGAGUCGACCGGCGGUGCUGGCAUGGAGUCCGGUGAAUCACUACAAGGUGUGGGGGGGGACGGAGGACCUUUGUUUUGAACACUGUGUCAGGGGAAGGUUGAAAUUUGUUGACACACAUACCAGUUCUCCCCAGUUCUGCUUGCCUCCUCACUCUUUGGCCCACACUGAUAUCUCACAUUUGACUGUCUAUGCUACACUGCUGGGGUUGUUGUGACCCUGAUGUAACCAGGACAUGAAAACUAAACUUGCUUUAUGACUGUCGAUGGAGUUAGUCGAACGGGAGAGAGUUAGUUUCAACCUAACCGCCCUCUGCCUCCCCUUGUCUUUUAAGGUGUGUAAGUGCAUCCACUGUUGCAUAUGAAAUACAUUCCCUGACGUGCGGGUGAUGGGGGAAGUUACCAGUGCAGCCCGGGGGAGGAGAAAUGGGUUUGGCUGAUAGACAGAUUAGGAGUAGAGGUGGCGAGUAUAUUGAAUGUAAGUGUCAGUGGCAUUUUUCUCUAUGCAAGCCUGACACCUUGUAUUCCAGCCUCGGGGAAAGGAAAGUCAAUUUGAAAUAGAUAUGUUGUUAAAAAUAAAUGAACACUACAUGUUCCUCCUCCUCCUCCAUCUUCCACUCAUCACCCUGCAAGUAUCCUUCACCCCCACCUCACCUCUCUUGAGACCAGAGAAUCUCACCUGAGUGUUUCACUGUGCGGUAUCUUUUAGAAAUAAAUCUGAUCUUUCUGUUUUUCUAAUUCUUAGCAUAUAAAGUCUAAUUUUUGUUUGUCCAUCAACUGAAAAGUGAUCCAGAGAGAAGGGAAAAGCUUUACUGAGAUGACUGUAAAGAAAACUGAAGGGCAACAGGUAAACAAAGAACGUUCAUAUUUUUAGAAGACAAACUAUAUUUAUACGAGUGCCCAUGCCUAGGAUGGUGUGAGCGAAGAGAGCGAGAGGGAUUGUUUUAAAAUCUCGAUCUUCAUGUUUUAUUGAAAGUCGAACAAGGAGAAGUGCUAUUUUUGCAGAAAAAAGGAGCAUAAUAAAGCAGUCUUAUCAUAGGUCCCAUAGUCAUUUAUUUUUAUCUUUAUUUUACUGUGCAGAGUGAUGGAAUGAGCAGUCGAACUGCUAAAUUUGAAGCAUUUCAUCUUCUCUUCACAAGCUCAAAAGGAAUAAGACUGAUUCAGCUGGCUCGACUGUUUGUCUGUGGUAACCAUUUCUUGUUAGGUUAUGAACCUGCAGCGUUUACUUGUAGAAAUAUAAAGGUUACAUUGAUCUGACAACUCAGCUAGUUUCUUCUAUGUAAGAAAGGUAUUGAAAAGAGAAGGACAAAAAUCUGCUGACAUUUUGUGGAAAUGCAAAAGUCAGAGGAAACAAUUGUGGAAUAUUGGAAUGUGCCUUUAAAUUGAAAUCAAUAAGCAGAAUGCUGGUGGUUUUGGAGACGUCAAUAGAGAUAUUGCUUGAAGAAAAUAGGUGCGAUGGUACUGUAUGUGUUUGUGUGUAUGUGUGUGUGUGUGUGUGAGACAUAGCUCUCUGCCAAUUCUGGUAUGUGGUUUAUUAACGUAUAUGCACCACCUCUUUAAUAUGGAAACAUUCAAAAUGGCUGACAGUUUUGUUUUAGAGUUUGAGAUGAUUUUGCACCUUCCAUGAGAGGAAGUGGGGGUUUCCGCACCUUAAUGACAAGAACCAGUGGUUCACGCACCUUUUAGAGAAAUGUUGUGUAGCAAUUGAAUCCCUUUAGGUGGAAUUUGUCAUUUUUUCCAUGUCUACCUGUGUUUCUUUCUUUUUUUCUUUUCUUUGUGGCACAAAGUCCUACUGUAAAUAAUCAAGAAGACUGUUGAGUUGAAUCCAAGUGUUCCUCCUCUCUGUUGCUUGAUGUGUCUGAAUGCGACGCGACAAGAAGCUGACCUAUUUUUUAUGUGAGCGUUUGUGUUGAAUGCAUGUUGACGAGUAGAAUGGAGAUCAGUACGGGGGCAACUUUAUUCCUGUUGCAGGUGGAUGUAUACGUCUGAGUCAGGAAUGUGCUCUCAUCCUGUAACGCUCACACCGAUGACUGAUUACUUUCUCCCUCUGGAAAGGCAUUUCUAAAAAAAAAAAGGUUAUAUUUUUCUGAAGACUGGUGCAGUGUAAAAACAUGGAAGGAAUAUAUGCUUCUUACUCAAGCAGUUGAGUUCAUCUUAUUAGAAUAAAUCACUUUAAGCAUGUUAGAUACAGCGCAACCUAUUUUUCAUUAUUCGUUAAAGUUAUAAGAGUUUGCUUCGGUGCUUUGACGAGGAGACAUAUAUGAAUAGAACAAAAAUGCAGUACCUUAUAAGUAUAAUAAAGUAUAAUGACAAUAAAACCUCACAUUUGCAUUUGACUGUAGAUGCCAAAUGAGCACCCCCCCCUCCGCCACUUACCUCCUCAGUAUCUUCAAAGACUGUUGCACUUCCUGUCCCUCGUGCAGCUGGUGUCAUGGUUGACUUCCACAAGUUUGUUCAUGUGUGUCUGAGAGAGGCAAAGCAGUGGUUUCACGUAGUUAAAUCUGAAUUGUGAUACGUGUACGUUUGAUUUGCUUAGUAGAUUUCAGGUGUUAUUUUUGUAACAGGACCCAAAGUCUACAGCUCAACACAGUUUUAAUUAUGACAGCACUGUUACAGUUAGUCCCUUGUAUUAAAAUCCAAAAUCCGUUCAAUAGUUUGCUGGGAAAUCGCAUGAUGUUACACUGAAGAUUUUCACAAAGCUAAAAACCUCAACACACUUUUUAAAAAUCAAUUCUUUGUAAUGGCAGGUUGACAAGGAAGGGCCUCACAAGGGCCUCUGAAUUCCAUGUAGGGAGAUUUGGGACCCUACUCGCAUAAUUCUAUGACAAAGUAUAUCUCAUGAUAUCUCAACAUCUCUCAAACCUGUUCAUGUUCCUGCUAAAUGAUGAUGAAAAAGGCCAAAUUAUUGUUUAAAUUGCCAUGAUUACAGGAUUUUGUGUGAUUGUGUGUGUCCCAGAAGUGUAUAAGUGAAACAUAAUGACCAUUGACACCAAUAGAAAUGAGAGUGCGAUCGAAAAAAAGAUGAAAAUAAAACGUUUUUUAAAGCAAGAAGCAAUAAGGGCUUAAAUGAGCUUCUGACUGUAACCGUCUACUCUGUUCUGACUAAAGCUGAAAUCUCACCAGUUAACUAAUUAAGUACAAGGAAGCCAUAUGAGUCUGCUCUCACUAAACAGUGGCCCAGUCCAAAUACAGAGAUAACCACACCGCACGGUUGAUAAAGUCAGAAAAUCCUGCUGUUGUGCCUCACAAGCAAAGCUUCACGACACUGGUUUAGACUCCAUGUUGAGAUCAGUUGAAUCAGCGAAGUAGAAAUUACUAUUGUUACGGUACAUGUCAGGGGUUUUACCUACUGUAAGCUUUCAGGGCCAAUUCCAUUUCUUUUGACUCGGUAAGAGUCCAUCACUCACAACCUACUCGCACAGCUCUUCACCGCAGUAGGUGUGCCGGUGUGGCUGUGUUUUAUUUUGUGUGUGUUUGAAGCAAAAUGUAAUUUCUGUACCUUUCAGCGUUUGUGUUUACACUUCACAAAACAUGUAGACCUACACACUUGAAUGGAUAAGGUGUGGCACGGCAUGGGGAACUUUUUGUCACUAAACAGUACAUAUAUAAAUAUGAUUAUAUACAUGUAUAGAUACAUAUUGUAUAUUAUAUAUAGACACACACAUAGAGGUCAGAUUGUUUGUUGUGCACUCACAGCAUGAGGUAUAUAUUUACCUAGAAACAGCGCUUCUUCACAAACCUGUGCAGUAACUGGUCUGCCCAUGUCUCUGCCCCUGCGCCUUGCCCUCUGUAACCCUGUAGCUCCAGUUGACCUCCUGUACUGCUCAUCCUAUUCUGUGUUCCAAGUGCCAAUAACUUUGUGAAAGCCCUGUAACUGUGACCCAACAUUAUCAAAGGUAAUUGCACAUUAACUGACUGUAAAAUAAAUACAAAUCAUAGAUAAAAAUGUCAAAAUGGAUUAAAUAAUGAAUAUCUUAAUAAAAGAUUUGUAACAAUU
Molecule: messenger RNA, 6109 nt
Organism: Pleuronectes platessa (European plaice)
Lineage: Eukaryota; Metazoa; Chordata; Actinopteri; Pleuronectiformes; Pleuronectidae
Gene: nacc1a
Product: nucleus accumbens-associated protein 1
Exons: 8
Coding region: 491-2194 (567 amino acids)
Biological process (GO): regulation of transcription by RNA polymerase II
Molecular function (GO): protein binding; RNA polymerase II cis-regulatory region sequence-specific DNA binding; DNA-binding transcription factor activity, RNA polymerase II-specific
Source: RefSeq, a predicted model, not a curated record